CCGGAGCCCGGGGUUCACGCGAGUGCGCGCAAGGAGUGAAAAUCGAUCGUCCGUAUCGUGGUAGCGUCGUUUCUACCGUCGUUCGCUGUCGGCUAAGUCGGCUUACGUUUCCUCCUGUUUUACAAGCUACACAGGACGCGCAAUCCUGUUCAGGUCCCUUAAAAUGGUGAAGAUGGAGCACGAUGAUGGUAAAAACGAGCCGGAACACGUUAGGAAGCUGUUCAUUGGCGGCUUGGAUUAUAGAACAACGGACGAUUCGCUUAAGAAGCAUUUCGAGCAAUGGGGAGAGAUAGUGGAUGUGGUGGUUAUGAAAGAUCCCAAAACGAAACGUUCGAGAGGUUUUGGCUUCAUCACCUAUUCUCGUGCUCACAUGGUGGACGAUGCUCAGAACGCCAGGCCUCACAGAGUAGAUGGUAGAGUGGUUGAGCCUAAGAGAGCAGUCCCUAGGCAAGAAAUUGGCCGGCCGGAAGCGGGGGCUACCGUGAAGAAACUCUUCGUAGGUGGCUUGAAGGACGAUCAUGAAGAGGAAGACCUCAGGCAGUACUUUCAGAGUUACGGCAGCAUAAACUCGAUCAGCAUAGUGACUGACAAAGAGACUGGCAAGAAACGCGGCUUCGGCUUUGUCGAAUUCGAUGAUUAUGAUCCUGUCGACAAAAUCUGUCUGCAGCGUAAUCAUCAGAUACGCGGCAAACACGUUGACGUCAAAAAGGCUUUAAGCAGAGCUGAAAUGGCGUCCGCUUCUGGAGGCGGUGGCGGCAGUGGUGGUGGCAGCCGCGGUGGCCAAGGCGUAGGCAGGGGACCCCGUGGUGGUAAUCAGGGCGGCGGUAGCUGGGGAGGACGCGGUAGCGGUGGCGGCAGCAGUGACUGGAACAACGGCGGUAAUCAGGGUGGAUACGGUGGAGGUAAUCAAGGAGGUUGGGGAGGUAAUGGACCUUGGGAGAAUCAGAAUCAAGGAGGAGGAGGCUGGAACCAAAGCGGGCAGGGUGGCUACAACAGCGGCGGUAAUUGGAGCAAUGACAACUUCGGUGGUGGUUAUCAACAGGGUUACGGGGGUGGUCCAGUGCGCAACAAUUUCAAUUCCGGUGGUAGAGCAGCGCCAUACGGUAUUAAUUCGGGUCCUAGCGGACGUCAGUCCGGAGACUCAAGAUGGUUACCACCCUUCAGCGGACAAGGGCCUAUGGGUGGCGGAAAUUCCGGUGGCGGUGGCGGAUACGGAAACCAAGGUGGUUACGGUGGUAAUUCUCUCGGAGGUGGAAACAUGGGUGGUGGCGGUGGUGGUGGAGGAGGCGGCAGUGGAAGGAGAUAUUAAGAAAAUAGCAUGCGCGCAUAUCGCUGACCCUUCUCGCUGGUAAGCAAAACUAUAAUUAUUUUAGUAUAAUAUCGAUUCGCUACUUCAAAACCGUUCAUUUGAAAUUACGGCGAUCGCGAAAUUCCGGGAAUGCCGAGUUAUUUCUCACAGAAUCUUUAAUCAGGUUUAUGCAUCAUUAAAUAGUACGGACGUUUUAGUUUUCUUCAUAGAUUACAUAUUAUAUUUAUGUCAAUACGUUAAUUGUGAUUUACAUAUUUAUAACUUUCAUAUACACAUGGAUUAGUUUGUUUUAAAUA
Messenger RNA from Temnothorax curvispinosus, 1605 nucleotides. It is a transcript of the gene Hrb87F, whose product is annotated as heterogeneous nuclear ribonucleoprotein A1, A2/B1 homolog. Gene Ontology annotation, molecular function: RNA binding. The record is from RefSeq and is a predicted model, not a curated record. The transcript is spliced from 6 exons. The coding region runs from base 164 to 1309 and encodes 381 amino acids. NCBI's taxonomy places the organism in Eukaryota, Metazoa, Arthropoda, Insecta, Hymenoptera, Formicidae.